Molecule: messenger RNA, 951 nt
Organism: Penicillium samsonianum
Lineage: Eukaryota; Fungi; Ascomycota; Eurotiomycetes; Eurotiales; Aspergillaceae
Exons: 1
Coding region: 1-951 (316 amino acids)
Source: RefSeq, a predicted model, not a curated record
AUGAAGUUCACUUGGGCGACAACACUCCUUCUACUCUCCACCAGGGUCGCCUCCCUGACCAUCCCUCAAACUGAGCCUACCGAUCUCAUUGAUCGAGAUGUGGACUCCCUGGACCCCCUGGAUUCUACCCAGGACACCCCAGAUAUCAUAACUCUCGAGAAACGGCGUGGUGGCGGUGGUGGAGGCCGAGCCGGUGGCAGCAGCGGAGGAAGCAGCAGUGGGGGAAGCAGUGGAGGAAGCAGUGGAGGAAGCAGUGGAGGAAGCAGUGGAGGAAGCAGUGGAGGAAGCAGUGGAGGAAGCAGUGGAGGAAGCAGUGGAGGAAGCAGUGGAGGCCGCACCGGUUCCUCCGGUUCUUCCGGUUCAAGUGGCAGCAGUGGCAGCAGUCGCAGUGGUUCAACAAGCAAUGUUGGUGGUACAACCAGCGGCGGCUCUGGCACUCGAGCAACCUACGGUGGAGGCAGCUACUAUGCAGGUGGUUCACGCACUCCCUACAAGUCUGGCUCCCGGUCUGCUGGAGGCAUCGCCCCCUACGUGCUCGGUGGAGCUGCACUGGGCUUCUUCCCGGGUCUUUGGCUGUACAGCGCCUACGCCUACCCCUACAAUAACCACUACAACUACUACAAUGACAAUUCUCACAAGAACGAGUCGCUCCCCAUUGUCUGUGUGUGCCAGGAGUACUCGGAGUGUGGCUGCGACAGCAACACUAACCGCACCUACUACGAGUCCCUCUUCAACGGCACCGUGCCUAAGAACUCCAGUCUUGUGCGCGUGGUCGAUGUGAAUGGCACUCAGACCAUCUACAUUAAUGGCACCUUGGCCAACGGUACCACUGCCGCUGACGGAAGCUCGUCGAGUACUUCCUCGGCAUCCGGGCCUGUCGCGAUGGUCCUGCAUGCUAGCGGGUACUGGGUGACUGUUGCUGUGGUAGUGGCCGCCGUCUGGGGAUUCUAA